AUUUCGGGGCGUGUAUCCCUUUUGUUUUCUAUGGAACUGAAGAAAUACGUACGCCUACUGGCAGAUACCAUAUCUGAAUUAUCCUCUGAUGAGAUAGAUGCCAUUGAGCAGCGAGGUUUAAGUCCGCAAGAUGUUAAGGUUAAGCUUUCUAGACACAUCGUUGACCAAAUAUGGUCACAUUUGUUGCGCCCUUCUUUACACUUUCCUACCUGUAGCGACCAAUCGAAUAAAUCAAGUCGAUAUAGCGCAUCUCGUAUACUGGAAGACAUAGAAUUAAGUGUUAAGCAGAAGAUUGCUGUUCAGAAGUCGCUUACUUCUGGGUCAACUGAUAAACCUUUCGUUCAUUCGAAUGUUACGGAUGAUGGAUAUCGCGCUGCAUAUCAAUCCAAGGAUAUUUUUAUCCAGGUUGCUUUGCGUAUGCACCGUGAGGCUUUGUUGCGUAAGGGUCUCUAUUUAGAGCUAAUAUCUCUUGAUAUGUUGUUACAGCUGGUUGGUUCCAUAUCUCACAUGCCGGUAAAAUACAACAUUGAUGGAUCAAUUCCAGUGUUUCAACGCGAUGAUUGGUACAGGUUUACUUGUAUUGACUCCGUCCUUGAGAUGUUAUGUCACUUGUCAUCUGAGCCGGAUUCAUGCGUUGGCUCCUUAGAGCUCAGCCGUUACAUUUUACUCAGGAAAGGUAUCCGUGAGGUCCGUAACCUAGAUACUAAAUCGAUAUUAGGUUUGUUGAAUGACCCCGGCCUGCGUCACAAUGAUGCUUCUAAGUGGAUAUCAUGCCACCACGUAGCUCCACGUAUGCCUCAUGCAGCUUCUGUAAUUUCAGAACGUUGGACUUCUAUCGCAUUCGAUCAAGCUUUAAGCAAGAUUCCAAAUAUUGGCCCUUCUACAAAUUUAUCGGACAGCACAGCCCUCGGUUUACGUAACUUGAGCAUCUCCCAAUCGUUUAUUGCCGAUCCUAUGGCAGUAUCUAUUAACGACGGCUGGUUGUCGUGUUCAUCGGGCCAGAUUAUCGAUUCUUACAGUGAUGCAUCUAUCAUCAGGACCAAAACAUUAAUAAAUGAAGUGAAUAUAUGGAGCGAUAAAGCUUCUACCAAUUGGAUUUAUCCUUCUGCGAGACCUUCAGGUUUCGACACAGAUCGCACGGCCAUAGUUGAGGCGGAUGAUCGAUUGACAAUACAGGAAAUUGGCUCUGUAAAAAGGGCUAAGGUCCAGAAAUCAACGCCAAUUAAGUGGAUGCGUGAAUAUAUCAAUAAGAGCAUGACUACAUUGUACCCGUUUUCCUUGAUUGAUCCUAGGUUAAUACCGUCCAUACGAAUUUAUAGCUCCUGGCAAUGUUUACAAUCCUUUGACUCUGCUUCAUUGUUCAGCAACCUUCGGCACAGUGGCUCGGAUCGUAUGAGUCAAGGCUGCAUAUUGGAAUCCAUGGCUGGUUUUACUUUUAUGAACAUUUUAAAGCACGAUUACACGGAGUCAGAUUUUUUAGAUAGUGUAUUAUCGGAUUGGUACUCUUGCAUUGUAUUAUGUCUUCGUGGCAUUGAAUCAGCAUUAUUCGCAUGCGAGGCUGUAUGUCUGUAUGCAAAAGAUCCUUCAUUGGUUCCGGAUCAUGUGCACCGCUGGGUCUCUGAUGGUACAACUGCAUUUUGCCGUAUUCCUCGUGUUAUUUGCCAUGCAUUGGUCCAUGAUAUGAUGUCGAGCGAUAAUGUUAGUGAAAAUGCCCUGGUGAGUAUAUCACCUGACGGUCGUUUUGUCAUCUUCCCAGGCUUAUUAGAUACAAAAUCACACGAUGGAUUAGCAUUAUUAACUCGAUUAGCGCCUUCUCCACAACUAGAACAGGUGAUAGGUCGUCGUAGCACUGAACCCAUAUUUACGGAGUUUGCUCGACUAGGUUCCAUCACACGUGAUAUGAAUAUUGCCAUUGAGUCUGUUAGAAAUAUUGAAGCUGCAGGUGAUGCAUCACGAUUAAUUGGCACUACAUUGUCGGUAUACAUGUCCUCUAUAUCCUCUUUCAUCGACAAUUUUGAAUCUACAGUCGGAACUUAUGUUGGUAAUGAUCAAUCUGGAGAUACCGUGGCUACAAGCAGCGUAGUUUCAUUAUUAUUCAACCGUCUAGACCCAUGGGUCAAGGCCAUUGAUUGGUUUAAAGCUGUAGAUAUAUCGUUGACUGACGAGAAUGGACAGUAUCAUCUUGCCCGUGGCGGCUACUUAUUGGACCGCUUAUUAGCUCACUACAUUGGUAGCUACGGUAUAUGGUUUUUCGAUGAAUCGAUUGGCGGUGUAUAUGCUUACAGAUGCCUUAUUUCAUGCAUGAAACCAUAUCUCAGCUUCAUGAGUGAAUGGGUUACUGGUUCUACGGAUAUUGAUUUAUGUUCUGAAUUUCAUCAGGAUUCAAUGGCAUAUUUGAUAGCUCCAUUAGUAUCACUGGAAAACGUCAUUGUCAUGUCUCGCGAAAUGUCUGUAUUUUUACGUACUCACUAUCCAAGCCAGAUGACAGGAGCCCGUCCAUUAUUUGGUUGCAUUCUCAAUGACAAUGAAAGUGACUCGUGGAGUAUGGGUCAUGAUGCUAAUAAUAAUAUUGCUGAUUCAAAACCGCUACAAGAACUCUUCACUACGUUCUCGCGAGAACUUCUUGGAAAUCAUGCCUGGCUCAACCUACAGCUGGUGUCAUUGCUAAAGACUGAAUACCACUUAUUUGAAGUUAUCGAGGAUAUUCAUCGAUUUGUGCUAUUAUCUCGCCGUGACAUGCUGGAAACCAUUUUUGAUGAGUGGCGCGUUGGUUGCAAUUCCGGUUCUUAUAGUAAAUUAUUCCGUGGUCCUCUUCAGGUUGAAGUCAAGGUUGCAAAUACUGCUGAAUUUUUCCGUGAUGGCGUUUCUCUUACAUUUUCAUGUGGCAUAUUUGAUAGACUACUAUUUAGUGAGGAAACACGUCAUUGCUACACUGUAGUGUUCAAUUUACUCUGUGCUGUGCACUUUGGCAUGCGGCACAUCAUGGAAGUAUCCAAGUGGUUAUGUUUGAGCUACCGUGGGUCUCAAGGGCUUUCAUCGCAGGGUUGUGCCCCUAUUAUACGUAUGAUAUGUACAUUAACCCGUGAGAUGCACUCUUUCUUUUCGAUUCUCGAAUGGUUCUUUCACUACGGCUCGAUUUAUCCUUUAUAUACCGCCUUCAUAUCACGUUUAAAAGGAACCUUAAAUUUCUCAGAUGUCGUAAUGCUCCAUUCUGCAUUCGCACGUGAUCUUCGUGCGUCGUGCAUGGUUUCUAGAGAGAGCCGUCACUGUUCGAUUCUGUUACGCAGCAUGUGUUACUGUACCUCAGUAUUGCGUGAUAUGAUUUUGGGUGAGUCUUCUGGAGUCCUGCAAGACACGAGUCAUGUGGAGUACUGGCUAAGCCUCGAAUCGCCCCUUAUCGAAUUAUCAUCUAAGUUUUCAGGAUUUAAGCAAGAGUUUCUAUUUGUAGUGAACUCAUCUCAUGACCCUACACAAUUCCAGCUUGCUACUGUACUCGACGCUGGUUUGCAUCCUAUGAAAACUUAGGUUUUCACAAAUGGC
Molecule: messenger RNA, 3540 nt
Organism: Babesia bovis T2Bo
Lineage: Eukaryota; Apicomplexa; Aconoidasida; Piroplasmida; Babesiidae
Exons: 3
Coding region: 31-3525 (1164 amino acids)
Molecular function (GO): gamma-tubulin binding
Source: RefSeq, a predicted model, not a curated record